AUGUACGAGAUGUGCGUUGUCAAUGCUAUAAAUAUAUUCACUGCCUGUGAUAAUACAAGAAAAACAACAGGUGACAGUGUAAUGUCGGGGCCACCAAGAAGGGUGUCUCUAGGAAGAGAGGACCUCCACAGGCUCUCAAAAGAAGAGAUUCUAGAAAUGUGGGAAAAGCAAGAAAUAUAUUUGGACUUUUUAGAAACUAGAAACCCAGAAAAAGCCAAUGAAAGUAAGAUGAUUGAUGAAUUCAUGGCACUUAGAGAUUCUGAGGAAAAGUUAAGGCAACAACAAAUAGAAGCCACAAGGAGAGAAAAUGUGCUAGUUAUGCGCUUAACAACCAAAGAAAGGGAAAUGCAGGACUAUGCUAACCAGUUAUCAGAACUGACUAAAGCACAAAAUACUAGCCCCUCCCAGUUACGGUCUAUGCUACUGGAUCCUGCCAUUAACCUCAUGUUCCAGAGAAUGAAAAAAGAAAUGGACAAUAGUAGAGAUAAAUUAGAACAAGCACAGAAAGAUCUCGCGGCAUGGAAGUUUACUCCAGACAGCCAAACAGGAAAGAGACUUAUGGCACGUUGCCGCAUGCUUCUUCAGGAAAAUGAAGAUUUGGGUAAAACAAUAGCUUCGGGACGUAUAGCGAAAUUAGAAGGAGACAUUGCGCUAGAAAAGACGCUCGUUUCUGAGCUGAAGAAAAGUCAAGCAGAGACUGAUGAAUUUCUGGUUGAACUUGACGAAGACGUUGAAGGCAUGCAGAGUACUAUCUACUUCCUACAACAACAACUUAAAGACACUAAAGACAGAAUUGUUGCCUUAGAGGCUGAAAACGUGAACCUUAGGCAACAACAACAGCAGCAAUCUUUGGGGACCACGGGGAGCACACAUCAGCCCCGCCCUACGAACGUUUCACCGACACCUACAGCCCCAUCCCCUGUUUCUAUGGGGACUUCAGAUUCACGGACUCCAAUGCUAACUGACCCAUCCCCUAGGUCUGCCUCUCCUAUGUUGGCACGGACAGCUAAUGGCAUGCCUGUCGUCGUAAAACAAGAACUGAUGGAAACCGACGAGUUUCAAGAUGAGUUGCCAUCUGAGAACAACCAGCCGAGUGGACAUGACCCAUUCUUCAACAAAGUAUGA
Messenger RNA from Owenia fusiformis, 1125 nucleotides. The record is from the annotation of a GenBank genome assembly. NCBI's taxonomy places the organism in Eukaryota, Metazoa, Annelida, Polychaeta, Sabellida, Oweniidae.